This is a messenger RNA of Ipomoea nil (Japanese morning glory), 1627 nucleotides long. RefSeq lists its product as uncharacterized. NCBI's taxonomy places the organism in Eukaryota, Viridiplantae, Streptophyta, Magnoliopsida, Solanales, Convolvulaceae. Bases 45 to 1385 code for a protein of 446 amino acids. The record is from RefSeq and is a predicted model, not a curated record. The transcript has a single exon.
AAUUCAACAGAAGCAAGCUAAGCAAGCAAAGGUGAAGAGGGAAGAUGGGAGAAGUUGAAGUGAUAUCAAAAUGCUUAGUUGGAGCAGCAGCCAUGGCGGAAGGAGAUGAUAAUGGCGCCCCAAGAAUUCCCCAGAUUGAUUUGACACCGUGGGAUUUGAAAUCCCUUCUGCUUGACUACAUCCAGAAAGGUCUUCUCUUCCCCAAGCCCACACAAUUCUCUCUCACCUCCACCUUGACUGAUCAUCUCAAAGCCGCUCUGUCUUCCACUCUAUCCUUCUUCCCUCCCCUGGCCGGCCGUCUCGCCGUCGCAAACAACGGCGACGGCACCACUUCCGUUGCCAUUUCCUGCAACAAUGGAGGCGCGGAGUUCGUUGUGGCCAGGGCUGCCGGAGUGACCAUGGCUCAGAUUCUCGAGCCCACCAUUGUGCCCCGCCUGGUUCGUUCUUUCUUCCCAUUUAACCGUGUCUGUAACUUUCAGGGAAUCUCCACGCCAUUACUGGGAGUUCAGGUGACGGAGCUUGAUGACGGGUAUUUCAUCGGCCUCGCCAUGAAUCACACUGCGGCAGACGCUUCGUCUUUCUGGCAUUUCUUCAAUUCUUGGUCUGAAAUCUCGCGAGGUAUGCCUCAGUUAUCUUUACCUCCCGUUCUUGAUCCAUGGUUUCCAGGCAAUAUCGCCCGCCCCCUUUGCCUCCCCUUUGAUCUCCAGCAAGAAACGUUGUCCAGCUCCUUCACCCCGCCGCCAUUGGAGGAGAGGGUGUUCCAUUUCAGCAAAGACACCAUUGCAAAGCUCAAGGAAAAAGCCAACUCUGAAAUGGGAACCGACUCGAUCUCCUCCCUGCAAUCAUAUGUGGCUCACUUGUGGAGGGCCAUCACUCGUGCCCGUCGCCUAAACCCCACCGAAGACGUGUCUAUCUACGUGCCAAUAGGCACGAGAUGGAGGACGAAUCCGCCAUUGCCAGAAGGGUAUUGGGGAAACGCGAUUCACAGCAAGCUGGCAAAGGCAAAUGCAGGAGAGCUGCUGAAGAGAGGAUUAGGCUGGGCAGCCUGGCAAAUACAUGAAGUGGUGUCUAUUCAGGAUCAUGAAGAAGUGGUGGAGUUUUACCAGAAUUGGGUGAAAUCUCCUGUGAUUGCCCAGAAGAGCAAAGUGUUCUUUGCCAACUUUCUGGGCAUUGCUAGCUCCCCAAGGAACAAUGUUUAUGCCACUGAUUUUGGGUGGGGGAAGCCUGUAGCAGUGAGAUGUGGAAUGGACAAUAAAGCUGAUGGGAAGUUCAGCCUGUUUCCUGGACUGGAAAAAGGGAGUGUGGACAUUGAGGUUUGCCUUCUUCCUCACACACUACAUACUUUAGGGAAUGAUCAAGAAUUCAUGGAGUUUGUUACCCAUUGAGCAAAAUAAACCAUAUUACCCUGCUCGUGAAUGCCAGCAAAGCAAAACUAUUAAUUUAGUUUCCGAUGAAGCAAAACCAUUAAUUCUCCUCGGAUUGAUCAACCAGUUGAAUUAUACUUCGAAAUUUGUUUAAUACAUAUGUACCAAAGAUGUGUUUGGUUCAUAGAUGUAGAACUAUGUACUUUGGGUGUGUUUGGUUCAUGAGUGUAGAACUCAAAAUGACAAUAUUUAUUGUGAUUGUU